Pichia kudriavzevii is the source of this 1128-nucleotide messenger RNA. RefSeq lists its product as uncharacterized. Lineage: Eukaryota; Fungi; Ascomycota; Pichiomycetes; Pichiales; Pichiaceae. The transcript has a single exon. Bases 1 to 1128 code for a protein of 375 amino acids. The record is from RefSeq and is a predicted model, not a curated record.
AUGCUCCCCUCUAAAGACAUCAGCGGAAUGAGACCCAAGAGGAAAACAAAAAGAAGACCAACGGCAAAAACAAAAGUUAAGAAGGUGGAUUUGGAUGUUCUCUCCUCACAAUUUUCGCAAUCGCAGCAGAGCUACAGUCAACACAUCAAGACUCCAGUAAGGAAAAAUAGGGCACCUAACUCUUUGGUACUGCCGAAUUCCACUAUUUUCUCACCAAGGAAGGACGAAGAGUAUUCUCAGGAAAAUGCAUACGAUUCAGGAAGUGGGAGAGAGACAGAGGAGAAACAAGAGAAAGUCGAUGGAACUGAUGAAGAAGUAAUCGAAGUCGAAUCGGGUUCCUCUAGCGAAGAAUCAUCCGAUGGACUACCUCAUAAAAGGCAUACAGAAUCUAGUAAGGAUGGUUUUAAAAAGCCAAAAGGAUUGACAAGUUAUACUGCUCCCUUGAAUACUAAGAACUGGCAACCAUUACCACCACAGGUACAUAGUGAACUAUCGACGCUAUUGAACUUACUGAUACCAACAUCCGUUGAUGAUAAGGAAGAGUACUACGCUAAGGCAUUAGAGUCAGAAAUAAUACGGCCAUUGAUAGCCAAAUUUGCUUCUGUUUAUCUCCCGCCUAUUCAAAAUAAGUCAUAUCGGCAGCUAAGUAAUCAACGGUCAAACGAAUUUAAUUUGAAUAUGCUAGAUCAAGAACAAGCAAGACUGACCUCCAGUUAUGAUAUAAACUCGAAACAGCUGGAUAUGCUUGCACUGCAACUUGUGAAGGAAAAGGAAAUGAUUGCGAUAGAGCGUGGAUAUUUAAAAAAGUUGAAAGAGAAUAUCAAUACUUGGAAAACUAGCAAGAACAGGCGUCUUGAUAGAUUGAAGUCGGAGUUAGGGGAAAAAUUUACCAAUAUCUGUAAUUCUUUGAAUGCUGCGGACUCUGGCUUUGUUGGUGCCGAUGAUAUAGAUAUGGUUCAAGAUACAAAAGCAGAUACAAAUCUCGAUGAUCCUGACUUGAACAAGAGAUUAUUAAAACUGAAUAAAUAUUUGACAAAUUUGGAAACACAUGUAUCGCCAACUAAGGAUUUUCAAGAAUCCUUAAAGCAACUAUCAAAUAAACUACAAAAAAAGAACACUAAUUCAUAA